Messenger RNA from Brienomyrus brachyistius, 3184 nucleotides. RefSeq names its product NBL1, DAN family BMP antagonist (gene nbl1). Bases 570 to 1142 code for a protein of 190 amino acids. The record is from RefSeq and is a predicted model, not a curated record. The transcript has 4 exons. Gene Ontology annotation, biological process: animal organ morphogenesis. NCBI's taxonomy places the organism in Eukaryota, Metazoa, Chordata, Actinopteri, Osteoglossiformes, Mormyridae. Gene Ontology annotation, molecular function: receptor ligand activity; BMP binding.
AGCGCCCACAGAGACAACGAGGAGUGGCAGAGAAAGAGUGAGAAUGGAGAUAGGGAGAAAGUGAGACAGUUUAACACGAGAAAAUGGUCCAAAAUAGGGAAAGGGGCAUAGCACACAUUUUUAAGGAGCCUCACUUUUGAUUUCGUUUUUUUUUCGCAGAAACGGAAUACAGAGCCCAGCACCGAAAAGAGAGAGAUAAAGAAAGCGAGGGGAGGGACCCAGUAACUAGAUUGAAAGAAAGAGAUAGAGAGUAUUGGGUAGCCUAAUCUAUCACCCAUCCUCCCCUCUAUGCUUGUCUUUCUUGUGUGAUACAACUAAUUUCACUGCAAUUACCUAAUUCCAGUUACCAGAAUGCGUAUCCUUGUGCAUCUGUGGAUGCUUUUCUUGUUUAUUUAAUUAUUAUCCGCAGUUUAUUUUCUUCACUGAUCUUUUCUCUCUCUCCGUCUUUCUGCUCUCCUGCGGGGCGGGUAGUCUGAGAGGGGAGAGACGGUAAACCAAGCCAGGGUGGCUCAAUCCAAGCAGAGUCCCCCGGUUUGUCCUCUUCUCGACGAUUCUCAAAACGUGCAGUCAUGUGGCAGUGCGCUGUGAUUGGCUCAGCGCUGUUGGCCUUGUGCUCUGCAGCCCCGCCCCCGCACAUCAACCGCCUGGCGCUCUUCCCCGACAAGAGCGCUUGGUGUGAGGCCAAGAAUAUCACCCAGAUCGUGGGGCACACGGGCUGCCAGCCUCGGUCUAUUCAAAACAGGGCAUGCCUGGGACAGUGCUUCAGCUACAGCGUGCCCAACACUUUCCCACAGUCCACAGAGUCUCUGGUGCACUGCGACUCCUGCAUGCCAGCACAGACACAGUGGGAGGUGGUCACUUUGGAGUGUCCCGGGAAUGAGGAGGUGCCCCGCGUGGACAAGCUGGUGGAGCGCAUCUUGCACUGCAGCUGCCAGUCCUGCAGCAAGGAGGCCGGCCAAGAGGGGGCGCUAUUGCAGCUUGACCCAUCAGAGGUGGUUCCAGAAGCCCCGCCCUCCCCACCAGUCGACGACGAAGUCGCCCACCCCCACGCCCUGGCCGACUCCCACGCCAGAGCGCAACCCCAGCAUUCUCACACGCACACGGACGCCGGCCAGCACAUACAUACUCCCACUGGUGGGUAGUUAGUGGGGGUGAGAGGAGAUGGGCGGGGCAUCUGCCAUAGACCCUCUUCUGUGUCUCCACCACUGGCCCACCCUCCACCUGUGUUUUAUCACGCCCCUCCCUUUCCCCAUCCUCUCUCCUUCUCAUAUCCCAACACAACUAGAGCACUUUCAGAGCCUCAGUCUACACACGCCCAAUAGACGGACUGACACGCACACGCACAGACACGCACACGCAUACACCUCCACGUGCUGCCUGCAGGAAACUGAAGACGUGUGCAGUGGCACGGAGACGCACACACAUCAGUACACACAACUUACACAAAUAUAUGGUAUGAAAAGUAAAUUUUCACUUGAUGUAGGAAAAAACUCUCUACUAUCUACGCCCCACUGACACUGCUGUCUGCACUGGCCCAGCACACAUGCCCUAAUGUCUCAAUGUACUCUCACCUAUGCGAACGUGUCAUAAGAUGUAAUAAACUAGCGACUCCUCACCUGACCCAAAGAUUUCUGCUGGUCUGAGACAGCAUUUAGGUAGGUGAACAGCUUGCCCUUUCACUGACAGGAAGUGCUUCCGUAAUGUGUAGUGGUACAUAGAUUUUGGUAAGAUUAAAAUUCGUUGAAGGCUUUAUUGUAGAUUUAAAAAAAGUAACUUUGUAAUGUCGUUUUUUAUGAUUUUAUUGCUUGAAAAAUACCUGCCAUUGAUAACAGAGAAACAGCAAAUGUAUCUGUUAUUCAUCCAUCCAUUUUCCAAACCGCUUAUCCUACUGGGUCGCGGGGGGUCCGGAGCCUAUCCCGGAAGCAAUGGGCACGAGGCAGGGAACAACCCAGGAUGGGGGGCCAGCCCAUCGCAGGGCACACUCACACACCAUGCACUCACACAUGCACACCUACGGGCAAUUUAGCAACUUUAUUUAGCAAAUUUAGUACCCGGAGGAAACCCCACGACAACAUAGGGAGAACAUGCAAACUCCGCACACAUGUAACCCAGGCGGAGACUCAAACCUAGGACCCAGAGGUGUGAGGCAACAGUGCCACUGCACAGUGCUACUGCACCACCAUGCCGCCCCCUGUAUCUGUUAUAUUAUUUAUAUAUAUGCCUUUACGUCAUAGAACAUUUCACAUGGUGUUGCACUAUUUUUCAAAGUUACACAUUGUUAACAUUUUAAACGUUUAACUGUUUGGCGCUGGAUGGGGGUGUGAGCAGUUUUAAGAUUCCUAAAGGAGCGGAUCUUAUCAAACUCGAAGUUCUUUAAAUACAUUUUAACUGAUCCCACGUAAACUUUUUAAAAUUAACAUAUUCUAAGGUACACGACGCGUGAAGGGGAGAAUCGGGGUGCCGUUCAUGAACAGCGCGCCCCCGCUUCAGUUAGUGAAGUCUUGUUUUAAUUUGGGAGCAGGUAUUUUAAUCCAAACAGCAGGAAGUAGGACGUAGAAAUAGCCUCUUUAUUUCCAAGUAAGCAAUGCGUAAAAUUUAAAUACUUUCAGAUCAAGGAAGAAUGCAAAGAAAUAGCCCUGAAUAAAGACAUGCGUCAUAUAUUUAAAUGGCAUAGUAAUGCAAAUUGUUGUUGCAUAUCACGUUUAUAUGUAUAUGUAACUUUAAUUUGGUAUUGAUUUUAUUUAAAUUCACAUUGAAUUGUCUAUCCCCCAUUUCACCACAUGAAAUAUCUAAAUUUAAAGUCAUUUGUGGAGUGUUUUCUUCUUUUUCGUCAUCGUAAACGCGUAAAAAUAAACCAUCUGGAAUGGAUUUUCCACAGCGCUAAGAAACGGCGAAUUGUUAUGGAUCAAACAAAAAAACCUGAAUUCUUAAAAAAAUAACCGAGCCAAUUAAAAUGACUACGAAAGGCGUCAGAUUGCAGUGGCUUCAGAGCCAGAGCAGCAUUUAGCGUGUCGCUACUGCCCCCUACUGGCAAGUAUGAAGAAGUGCAGCUGUUCUCUCCAGCGGGUCGGGCCGUGAAUGAUUGCUUCGGCUGGAUAAACGCAGAAGUAGAUAGAUUGUAGCUUGUUUAACGCAAGAAUGAAGACGCAGCAGGAGUCAAAAAUAAAAGUUUCAUCAGCGUGUA